Molecule: messenger RNA, 1791 nt
Organism: Closterium sp. NIES-65
Lineage: Eukaryota; Viridiplantae; Streptophyta; Zygnematophyceae; Desmidiales; Closteriaceae
Source: the annotation of a GenBank genome assembly
AUGCCCGCUCGCCCAUCGUCCUGCUUUCCCCGCACUCAUUCUCCCUCGCUUUUCAUCUCAUCUCGUCCCGUCUGCCCUCCCUGUGCGGUGCAUCUGCCCCCUCGCCCCCCGUGUUACAGGUUCUGUGGUAACCACAUCCCAGAGACUGCAGCGCUGCGAGUGCCCUGCCCGGUCGACGCCUCCCAGUACGCUCGUCUCCUCUCCCCCUCCAUUCUGCGCCCCUCAUUUGUCUCCUCUCCCCACUCUCCUCCUCCUCUCACUCUCCUCUCCCCACCCCCUCCCCCCCUCACUCUCCUCCUCCCCUCAGUCUACCGCUCUUUUCCCUCCUUACUGCUCGAGACAUGGGCGGGUGAGGCAUGGGCGGGUGAGACAUGGGCGGAUGAGACAUGGGCGGGUGAGACAUGGGCGGAUGAGACAUGGGCGGGUGAGACAUGGGCGGAUGAGACAUGGGCGGGUGAGACAUGGGCGGAUGAGACAUGGGCGGAUGAGACGUGGGCGGAUGAGACAUGGGCGGAUGAGACAUGGGCGGGUGAGGCAUGGGCGGGUGAGGCAUGGGCGGGUGAGGCAUGGGCGGCUGUCUCCCCUGCUCCCCUCCCCUCUGCUCUCCUCUGCGCCCCCCUCUGCCCCCCUCCCCCACCUCGCCCCACCGCACCAGGAGUGUGCCAUUCAAGCCACGCCAUGAGUGUACCAUUUGAGCCGCGGCAUGUGAAGCAGCAGGCGUCCAUCCUCGCCAACCUCGCCCGCGUGGGGCUGCUGCGCCCCCUGCCGCGCCCGCGCACGGUUGAGCGACCAGCAACACAGACAGGCGCGCAGGCAGAGAGGGGUGCAGUGGUGCAGGGAGACGCGCAGGGAGGCAGCACAGCAGGGCACGUGAGAGGGGCAGAGCAGGCAGGAGCGGGAGGGGCGGGGCAGCAGCGUGGGGGCGAGGAGGCCAAGGAAGCACGCCCGCAUGCCGGGGCUGCAGCCGUGCAGCACGGAGGGGAGGAGGCGGGGCGGCAGGGAGAGGAGAAGGGUCUGGCGGUCCCAGUGAAGGAGGGCGAGAGCGAGGGCGGGGGCGAGGGAGAGGGCAGGGUGUAUGUGGAGCUGGGCGCGGGCAGGGGGUACCUGACUCACAUGCUGUGCUCCUGCUUCCUCGCCCGCCAUGUGGUGCUCGUUGAACGCCGCGCUUACAAGUUCAAGUUACUAAUCUUCUCCUCACCCUCUUCCUUCCCCUUCCCCUUCUCUCUCGUCCCGUUCCUUUCCUAUCUCUUCUUCUUUCUCUCCUUUCCUAUCUCUCUUCUCCUUUCUCUCCUUUCCUAUCUUUCUUCUCCUUUCUCUCCUUUCCUAUCUCUCUUCUCCUUUCUCUCCUUUCCUAUCUCUCUUCUCCUUUCUCUCCUUUCCUAUCUCUCUUCUCCUUUCUCUCCUUUCCUAUCUCUCUUCUCCUUUCUCUCCUUUCCUAUCUCUCUUCUCCUUUCUCUCCUUUCCUAUCUCUCUUCUCCUUUCUCUCCUUUCCUAUCUCUCUUCUCCUUUCUCUCCUUUCCUAUCUCUCUUCUCCUUUCUCUCCUUUCCUAUCUCUCUUCUCCUUUCUCUCCUUUUCGCGUGAUCACUGCCCUUCAUAUCUGCCCCACCCUCCCCUAUCUCUCCCUCACUCCCCACUUCCACUCUCAUUCCCACCUUAACUCCCACUUCUUCUCCCACUCCCCGCACCCCCCACCCUGCGCUCCUCUGCCCCUUCCCCUCUCCCCUUUUUCAUCUCCCCUCCUCCCGCUUUCUCUCUAUUAUUCUCUCUUUGACCUUCCCAUCUCUCAUUGA